AAGUCUUAAACAUCCUAUGGGAUGAGAUAGAUAAUUUAACAAACCUACAAAUUACCAACUCAUAAGAUAUAGAUUGAAUCGCUCAUAAGUCGGUAGUCGAGUUGGCUCGCGUUAGCCACAAUGUUAAGACAUCUCAUGAGCUCAAAAUAAGUCAUCAGCCUGCAGGUUGAGCUAAACAAAACCACCGAAUUUAGCUGGCUCGCGAGCCUGCACGAGCUCAACAUGGCUUAUCUCAAUCUCGGAUCGUUAGUAAACAAGUCAAAUUCCGAACUAGUUUUUUUUUUCGAACCAAAUAUCGAGUCGCUCGUGAACAUCAACCCAUUUAAUUUGUAGGCAGAUCUCCUGUAUACAAUUUAACGUAGAACAACGAAUCAAUUACGUGGUUAAGAACUUAAGAUGACCCAUAUGUCAAAGAUUAACUUUUUCUUUUUAACUCUAAAUGUUCAUAUGGAGUGAAAUGUCAAACGUGGAGAACGUGAGAGGACUGUGUAGUGUUUUGUCUGCAUGAACUUUUUAGUACAAAAAGGGUAGAAAUGGGACCAUAGGUGUUUUUCUCUGUGUAUCCUCAAAGACCAAAGUUAAUUAUCUCAUCCGCUAAUGUUUCGGUUUCGCAUUGGCUCGUCCGUCGCUAUAUGUGUUCACUUUUGCCACCAUUAAGAACUAAUUGAAUGUUGAAACACUAAUGGGUGAUGUUAAUCAUUUCGGUAGUGAUAUUAUCGUGGAAAGGUUAGACUGGUGUGGCAAUUUGAAUCUACUCUCCGUCGUUCCAAUUUCAGCGUUGGUUUCGAUGAUAGAUUGUUUGUUUGGAUCGAGUUCGAGUUCGAGGCUAGAGAGAGAGACAGUACCGAGGCUUUGAACCGGAGACCAACGGAAGUUUGGUGGACAGUUGACAUCGUGGAAUUAAUGUGUGGUGGAAAAAUUAUAUGAUGUUCAAUUGUUUGUGUGGUCGUGUAAAAUUGACGGACAGUUGACAUUGUGGAAUUAAUGUACGCUUUAUAUGAGUGUGUAGAAUCCGUUUUCCACAAUGAUUUAAAUUCAAAAAUUGUAUUUAAUGUUUCAAUUUUAUUACUUAUAUUUUACCCCUAUAUAUAAACUAUUUGUAAUUAAUAAAAAGGUUGGAAUUUUAUCUUCCAAGUUAGAUUCAUUUAAUCAAAAUUUGGUGUUAAUAAAAAUACAUUCAUUCUUGUCACAUUCCAUGGAAUUGCAUUUUUCCGUGUAUUAUACGAAUUCAUAUUUCAGUGCAUUGUAACAUUCAAAGAACCAAAAGACUAUACAUUAAUGUUGUUUUUUCUGCCCAAGAAAGCAUUAUAACUGUAGUGUCGAUUUUUGGAAAUGAAUUCCUGAACAAGAAAAUCAAUCUUUUGAGAACACCAUGUACGUCUUUCCAGAAGAAGAAGAAAAAAAAAAUACCCUAGCUAGAGAAAUAUGGUACACCAAACUCUCCUAAAUAACUACAUCCUCUUCUUAUAUAUAAAUAAUAAGCAACGUUGUCAUAUAUGCUCUAUAUAUACUUCACAAAUCACUAAUCAGAAGAUCUCAUCCAUCAAGUGGAAGAGCAUAUCAAGCAUAAUGGUAAAGACUAAUUUCAAGUUGAUGUUCUGCUGCCUCGUGCUUUUGGUCGUGUUCGCUGCUUCGGCCGGUGGGAAGAAGAAUAACAUUGGAGCAGAAGGUAGAAACGUAGCACAUCCAUGCAAAACGGUGGCAGAUUGCUCUUCGACAACAUGUUGCAAGUGUACCGGUCUCUGCGUCUGUAACUGUCCCCAAGGAGUACUGGAUGCAGAACGUCUCAUUCAAAAUUCCAAAAGAGUUGAACAAGGAAAUUAAUCUCCAUCCUGUGUACGUAAUAACAAAAAUCCAAAACCAAAUAUGUGUUUAAGAAACAAUUGAUCAUUGAUUGUCCCUGUCCCAUCGUGUAUGUAACCAGUACUGUGUUACACUAUUUGAUUACGCGUAUGAUACGCAAGAGUUCUCCGAAUCCUUAUUGAUUAUGAAUGAAAUAAAGGGUGCUCUCUGCGAUCAUUUAUAAUAAUAAAAAAAAAAGUUUUUAUGGCUCUGCUUUUUCUUCGAAUGGUUAAUGGUGAAGCUCAAAUUUGCAGGGAGAAUAGUUGUCUGGUUGCAAAUUAAAGAACUUGGCUGCAGAGAGUUGUUCAAUUCAAUAGACGGAAAAUAGGGAUAGCAGUAUACGUCGGGAAAUUAGGAAAACGGCGUCGGGAAAUUAGGAAAAUGACGGCCACGUUGGUUAUGUAUGUCAAUGGGUGCAACUAGCUACAAUUCUCAUGCAAAUUCGUUAUCCGGCCCAAUAGUUUCUUGAUUUGGGCUUCCACUACUGUAUAUGGUGGUGCCAUCAACGGUCCUUCCUUCCAGUGCUAAGUAGGCUUUUAAGCCCAAUACCAAACAUGGGUAAGUAAGGCCCAAAACACCACCACACUCAUCUGGGGCCAUGGGUGGGAUUCGGUCGGUAAACAAUUUACCGGUUUCGGUAUACCGAAGUUGGCCAAAUUGGUUACCGAUUACCGAUACCGGUUUGUAACCGGUUUACCGAUUACCGAAUUACCUGUAAACGGUUACAAACCGGUAUUACCGAAAUACCGUGAGAAGCGAUUUCGGGCGGUUUUUCGGUCGGUUUACCGAAUAUUUACCGAACCGAAUUUCUGGAAGUGAGGUGAUGUUGUAAUAUUUUGAUUUUUUUGAGUUUUUUUCAUCAUUUUUGUAAUUAAUAAUUUAUUGUUAACUCUUAUUUACAAUAUUUUUGAGGCCUACACUUACAUUCAUGCAUGUAAUACUUUAUGUUUUUUGUGGUAAAGCAACAAAACGCAGUGUAGCACUAGGGAGUAGGGAGGGGGGAUUCGGUAUCGGUAAUACCGAUUUACCGUCGGUAUUUACCGAUACCGUGUUCGGUAAACCGACUCCCCCAACUUCCCGCUCGGCUACCGAUACCGCCGUUAAACGGUUUACCGUUUACCGUCGGUUAGCGGUUCGGUAAAACGGUAAACCGUUUACCGAAUUACCGUUUACCACCCUAUCUGGGGCUAUUCGCAUAUUAUUGUUGAGCCAAUUCGUUUCAACACUAAUAUUAUUAGUGAUAAGUAGGUGGUCAUUCAGAUGGAUAAUGUGAAGCAUUUAUCGGGUAGUAAGUAGUAACAAUUUUUGUUUUUUAGAAAAAAGAGAUUUAAGGGUUGGGUUUCUCUCUAACUUUUAAACGUGUCUCGCUGCAUUUUGUAUCUGUCAGAACUAAUUGGAUUUCCCAUAUUGUAACAAAACAAUACCACUUAGUCGAUGAACGUGCUUUAAGAAAUUGACUAAUGUUCC
Linum trigynum is the source of this 3309-nucleotide messenger RNA. NCBI's taxonomy places the organism in Eukaryota, Viridiplantae, Streptophyta, Magnoliopsida, Malpighiales, Linaceae. The record is from the annotation of a GenBank genome assembly.